AUGCGGCAAAGCAAUUCGGAGCUCCCAUCACGCGACAAACUUUUGACCCUCUUCUUCUACGCGGCCACUCGCCCCCGCCUCGUCGAAUCCAGGUCUGUCGAAAGGUCGAGUCCUCUCAGACGCAUUGCGACGAGCUGCCAUUCCGCCCCUGUCCGCGCGACAGCGGCUCAGACUCGUCCCGGCAUGGAACUGCGACCCCUUGUUCGGCCGGCAGCGCGCUUGCUCAACCUCCGCUCCUCCUCCACGCCCUCUCUCCUGCCCUUCACAUGCACCCGCGGCCACAAGACGACGGCUCGCACGAAACGCUCGCUCAAAAUAGCGCCGCACGACUCUUUCCUUCCCGACCGCUCCGCCCCUUUCCCCGCCGCCGACUCCAUCAUCUACAACCCGCCAGCCUCCGAGGCCUCGCCCGCCCACACGCCUUUCCUCUUCCUCCCGCUCGACGACCCCCGUCGGCUCGCCCUCUUGCGCAUGCGAGGAGGUGCCGACGCGGCGGCGCUCGGCUCGGGCGAGGAGCAAGCCAACCUUCCGCCCGUGAUGCGCUAUCACAGACGCGAGCCCACCUAUCACCUCAAGGAGGAGGACAUCGCCGAGAUGAAGCGUCUGAGAUCCGAGGAUCCCGUCAAGUGGAGCGUCGGUCAUCUGGCGCAAAAGUUCGACUGCUCGCCCAUAUUCGUCAAGAUGGUUGCCCCCGCACCGGCCGGCCACCUCGACUGGCUCAGGAGCAAGUUGGAUCGGAAAAUGGCCCGAUGGGGACCCAAGAAGACGCAGGCGAGGGAGGAUCGCAGGAGGAGGGCCGAGAUGCUGUACCGUGGCGAGCUAUGA
Molecule: messenger RNA, 825 nt
Organism: Drechmeria coniospora
Lineage: Eukaryota; Fungi; Ascomycota; Sordariomycetes; Hypocreales; Ophiocordycipitaceae
Product: 60S ribosomal protein L20
Exons: 2
Coding region: 1-825 (274 amino acids)
Cellular component (GO): mitochondrial large ribosomal subunit
Molecular function (GO): structural constituent of ribosome
Source: RefSeq, a predicted model, not a curated record